Neurospora tetraspora is the source of this 1440-nucleotide messenger RNA. RefSeq lists its product as uncharacterized. The coding region runs from base 146 to 1153 and encodes 335 amino acids. The transcript is spliced from 2 exons. The record is from RefSeq and is a predicted model, not a curated record. Lineage: Eukaryota; Fungi; Ascomycota; Sordariomycetes; Sordariales; Sordariaceae.
UUAUCUCGGGCCCUUCCCGUUUCCUUUCUCUUGAGCUUGCUCUCCACCCACAACACUCUUCUGUCCCCAAAACACGAUAAGACUACGACGAAGGACCAUCCCCAGCCUAGCGAGGUAUCAGGCGUAGCCAGAAAAACCCGUCACCAUGUACGCCGCAAAAGUACACCGUCACAGGAAACGUCUCUACCUAGAGCCCCCCGUCAAUGGCUCCACGACCGUCCGGAGGAAAGUCACCACGAUCGUUCCUGCGUCUGAGCAGCAAGUGGCAGUUAUCGAGAAACCAGCUAAACCAGCUCCUCCGCCCCCGGUACACGUGCUCGAGCCCGCACCGCCGCCACCACCGCCGAUGUUCUAUCCAGAGCCUCCUCCACCAGUCGCUUAUGUUCCAACUCACCCGGCACCACAUCACCACGCCCCUCCCGUCUACGCUCCGAUGCCCGCCCAUCCUCAUCCGCCUUCGGUUUACGUCCCGGCUUCUGAGCCCCAUCACCAUCACAACCAUGGACAUCACAACCAUGAACAUCACAACCAUGAACAUACCCUACGGGAGACGGAAGAAGACGUUAAAUACACACACACUCACACACACACACCUCCUCCACCUCCACCGGUCCUAUACGACGACGAGCACGCAGACAUCAUCGACGUAAUCGCCGUCGACGUCGAAGAGAAGAAAAAGAAGAAAAAGAAGCGUUCCAAAUCGCGGCACGCCGAGCGCAGCCGCAGCCGCGACCGCGAAGUCAUCAUCGAGCGCGAGGUGCGGGUCCCCGUGCCCGUUCCCGUGCGCGUGCCCGUCCCAGUGCCGGUGCCAGUAAAAGAGGAGCUGAAGACGUAUCGAUACGUGGAGGGUCCCAAGCAACCGAAGAGGCACGAGUCACUACCGCCGAGGAGGAUGAGGAGUCCGCCGCCGCCAAGACCGCCAUACCCGUGGGAGCAGCAGGACAGCAGGAGUUCGACGAGGUCGGCGUCGACGGUCAGACAUAGGAGUCCGUCGAGGAUGAGUAGCACCACGGGCAGGAGUAGCACGACGAGCUUGGAGAGGGAGAUGGAGAGGAUUAAUAUUACGAUUGAAGAGGGCAGGAGGGCGAGGUUCGAUAGGGAUAGGGAUAGGGGGAGGGAUAGGAGUUGGGAGAGAGGGUCGUAUUACCGCUGAUGAUGCUAGGCUUUUUCGUCGGUGUUUCUUGCAUUUUCUUCGGUUGAUGUCCUCUUUCUUGGGGGUUGUGCUUGGAGCUUGGAGUUCGUCCCCUUUGGAUUGCGAUGGCCGGAGGAUAUGACCUAAUGAGGGCGUCUUUUUCAUGACACUUUUAUGAGUUUAUGUUACGCAACGAUACCUAUCUAGUUUAGCUACGAUGAUGAUGAUGAUGAUGAUGAUGAUGAUGAUGAUAAUUAUGAACAUAACAUUUUUCAUUUAUUGGAGGUUGAUUUGAUGGCACAUGCCAA